Messenger RNA from Stereum hirsutum FP-91666 SS1, 1155 nucleotides. RefSeq lists its product as uncharacterized. Gene Ontology annotation, molecular function: nucleic acid binding; RNA-DNA hybrid ribonuclease activity. The record is from RefSeq and is a predicted model, not a curated record. The annotation marks the transcript as partial. Lineage: Eukaryota; Fungi; Basidiomycota; Agaricomycetes; Russulales; Stereaceae. The transcript has a single exon.
CUCCUCGCGAUCUGGUAUGCAGCGGACAGAACACCUCUAUCCGCUCCACUCACAAUCACAUCAGAUUCCCGAUACGGAAUCAACGGCCUCACAAAGCACCUACCUAAGUGGGCGGACAUGGGUUGGAUCGGUAUAUCCAACGCCUACCUCUUCCAAGCCACCGCGGCCAUACUCCAGCGAAGAGGAAACAAGUCGUACCUAGAAUGGGUCAAAGGUCACAAUGGAAACGCUGGGAACGAAGGAGCUGACGAACUGGCCGGCGCGGGGACGGAACUUGAACACAGCGAUCUCAACGUUCACAUACCCCAACGUUUUAGGCUCACAGGAGCCAAACUAGUUAAGGCGACACAGUCGCUCUUAUACAAAGGUCUAAGAAUGAAAGAAAACAAACCGGUCCGUAACAGGACAAGCCAAGAGCUCAGCGAGGCGAGACAGGGAGUUAAAAACCUAUGUGGCAGAACGUUAACCGAUGCCCAAAUCUGGGACUCCAUACGACACAGGGACUUCUCCAGAGGAUACCGCACCUUCAUAUGGAGGGUACUACAUGCUGGUUUCAAAUGCGGAUCAUACUGGGAAAACAUACAGAAUUAUGAGCAUAGAGGAACGUGCCCAUGCUGUAACGAUACGAGCGAAACAACAAGACACAUACUCACAGAGUGCUCAGCAAGAGGAAGAGUACUAAUCUGGAGCCUGGCAAAACGACUCUGGGAGCGAAAGGGCAUGCAAUGGCCAAAUGCUUUCAGCUAUGGUACAAUCCUAGGCUGCGGAGUGAGCGACUUCAAGACGGGGGACGGAAAGAGACUACCCGGGGCAAACCGACUGUGGCGCAUCCUCAUCUCUGAAUCCGCCCACCUUAUAUGGAAAUUGUGUUGUAUCCGUCGCAUACAACAUGAAGAUGACCCUGAGAUGAGCUUCUCCCACAAUGAAAUCCAUAACAAAUGGGUCUUCACUAUGAACCAACGGCUAUCACUUGACCGAAGCACAAGUAAUAAAAUGAAAUUCGGAACAAAAGCCACCCGACCAGAUCUCGUGCUCAAAACAUGGAACGGGACUCUCCUCAACGAGGAAAAUCUGCCGGAGAACUGGCUCUGGCAGGCUGGGGUUUUAGUAGGUAUACCAUCAAGAAGGACUCGAGACCCGAGACCAGACGGAUGA